Molecule: messenger RNA, 912 nt
Organism: Phaedon cochleariae (mustard beetle)
Lineage: Eukaryota; Metazoa; Arthropoda; Insecta; Coleoptera; Chrysomelidae
Source: the annotation of a GenBank genome assembly
AUGAGUUUUCCUGAAGUUCAUACUCACCCCUUAACUGACAAACCAACAGAAGCCUGGCAAGAAAUAGCUAAAAAACAAGCAAAAUUGAAAUUGAAUGUCAAGAUACCAUCAAAAGCAGUGGAACCAAAUAAAAUUAGAUUCGUUUGUAUGAGUGACACUCAUUCUCUCAUUCGAAAUAUCAGUUUUGAUAUCCCUGAUGGUGAUAUUUUUAUACAUGCUGGUGAUUUCACAAAAUGUGGACAGAAACAAGAGGUUAUAGAGUUCAAUGAUUGGCUGGGAACUUUACCACAUAAACAUAAGAUUGUAAUUGCUGGGAAUCAUGAACUCAGCUUUGACAACAGAUUUAUCAACAUGUUCAAGAAAAAAAUUGAAUCAAGACCAGAUCAUAAUGAAGAUGAGGUGCCAAAUUAUGGGAAUACCAAAGAUAAUAUAGCUGAAGCUGUGAAUACUGAAGAUAUUCGGCAAUAUCUUACCAACUGUAUAUAUUUGGAGGACAAGAGUAUAGAGCUCUAUGGAAUUAGAUUAUAUGGGACACCAUGGCAGCCUGAAUUUGGUCAUUGGGCAUUCAACCUCAAGAGAGGAGAUGAAUGCCUUUCAAAAUGGAACAAAAUACCCAAUGAUAUUGAUGUUCUAAUAACACAUACACCCCCCUUGGGACAUGGUGACUUGGCAUGUUCUGGUGUGAGAGCAGGUUGUGUUGAAUUAUUGAAUACUGUGCAACAGAGGGUUAUGCCAAAAUAUCAUGUGUUUGGACAUAUUCAUGAAGGCUAUGGAGUGACAUCAGAUGGAAAAAUUAUAUUUAUAAAUGCUUCAACUUGUGAUAUAAAUUAUAUACCUAACAACUUACCUAUAGUAUUUGAUAUUCCCCUAAACAAAGGGAUACUAAAAGACUCCCUAAAAGAUGAUGCAUAA